This is a messenger RNA of Schistocerca piceifrons (Central American locust), 1412 nucleotides long. RefSeq lists its product as uncharacterized. The record is from RefSeq and is a predicted model, not a curated record. The coding region runs from base 24 to 602 and encodes 192 amino acids. NCBI's taxonomy places the organism in Eukaryota, Metazoa, Arthropoda, Insecta, Orthoptera, Acrididae. The transcript has 4 exons.
CAGCGGCCCUGCACUCUGCCCAGAUGGCGAACCUGCUUCCGCUGCCGCUGCUGCUCCCAGCGUUGCUGCUGCUGAUGGUGUCCCCAAGUCGGCUGGUGGUGGCCAUCUCCAGCGUCAAACCUAUCGGAUCUUACUUAAUUGACGUCAAAGAAGUGGGCAGCUGCGAAGAACAAGGAACUGCAGAGAUGAUGUUUGACGUCUAUCGUCGCCGAGACGAUUCCGACAUGUUGUUCGAAGGACACCUGUUCUUCAAAUACCCUUUCGGAACAGGAUUAACAGCAGAAACAGAGGUCCUCAGACAAGGCAGCAUGGGCUGGCGCAACGUGUACAGUUAUACAAAUGACGACAUCUGCCAUUCCAUCCAAAGCUUCAGCCCAGAAUUUUGGAAUUCCCUAAUGAAAGCGGCUGGAAUACCAGAUGAAUGUCCCGUACAGCCUGGCAACUACACAGUGAACGAGUGGAAGCCCCUGCUGGAUUUGGACAAGAUGCCGUCGCUCCCAUAUGGCACCUACCGCUUAAUCAUCCAGUUGAAGCAGGGGACGGGAGAGCUGGUGGGCUGCUACCAGAUACUUGUGGAAGUCAGCGAGAACGUGGACGCCUGAGGUGACGACGUCUUCUGGGCCGCCAACAGAUCUGCCGUAUUCUCCUGCAAAGAUCGUCCCCAACACUGAAGCAGACCUUGUUUACAUUGUUUUGAUAAAAAUUGAAUUUCAUGUAUUUCUCGCUCUACCUUCAGGGGAACUACUAGACCAAUAAUAAAAAAAGUAGCCACCUCACUCUCAUUUUUAAGCUUCUAUGCUCUUGAACCAAAAACUCAAUUCAUAAAAAAAUACAUGGAUGAGUGCGAGUGGGACUCUCGACAUAACUUAGUUAUGUGUGUAAAUGGUUCGUCCAUCACGGAAAUCGAGAAUCUCGACGAUUUUUGCCUGUUAUCGAUAUCGAUACAAGCAACGUGUUCAUCUAUCGAUUCCUGAGAAAAGGGAGUCUAACAGAAGGACAGACAGAGAGUCGGGUAACAAUUGACAAUAUUUUUUGGUGCAAUUUACUUACUUAUUAACAAUUUUCGAAUUUUUUUUUUUCCUUUGCUUUCACAGUCAAACCUUGGUUCUUACUAAAUAUCAUGAUUCCAGGUCAACGCAAAGUACCCUGUAGGUUUUGGUGAGUGAAUCUGCGUGUACAAAAUAUGGGUAUUAAAUGGCCGUAUCUUUAGAUCGCACUCACAUAGAAGGUUACAUUUUUGCCCCGCCAAGGCACAGUACUCUUAGUAUUAAAUAUAAAUUUGAAUUUGCUACGUCAAACCGUUCUUGAGAAAAAGUGGUCUUAGCAAUAGGACAGACAGUCGGAUAACAAAUUAGAAUUUUUUUCAUGUAUUGUCAUUACAGAUUAACAAUUUUUGAUUUAUCUUUAGUUUG